Closterium sp. Naga37s-1 is the source of this 3084-nucleotide messenger RNA. The record is from the annotation of a GenBank genome assembly. Lineage: Eukaryota; Viridiplantae; Streptophyta; Zygnematophyceae; Desmidiales; Closteriaceae.
AUGCUAGAUGCGCAUGCACGGGAAGGUGAGAGGAGGAAACGCGUGGAGGCGAGAGUCGCACGCGCGGGGAGGCGAGAGGAGCAGGCGCGGGGAGGCGAGAGGAGCAGGCGCGGGGAGGCGAGAGGAGCAGGCGCGGGGAGGCGAGAGGAGCAGGCGCGGGGAGGCGAGAGGAGAACGCGCGGCAAGGCGAGAGGAGGCCGCGCAUGGAAGCGAGAGGAGGCCGCGCGGGGAGGCGAGAGUCGAGCGCGCGGGGAGGCGAGAGGAGAACGCGCGGCAAGGCGAGAGGAGGCCGCGCAUGGAAGCGAGAGGAGGCCGCGCGGGGAGGCGAGAGUCGAGCGCGCGGGGAGGCGUGAGGAGGAAGCGCGGGGGGAAAGCGAGAGGAGAGCGCGGGGAUGCGAGAGGAGCACGCCCGGGGAGGCGAAAGGAGAAUUCGAACCGGGAGGCGAUAGGAGCAGGAAUGGCUUCACUGUCGUUCAGGAGAAGUCUCUUGCCUCGCAGGCAUGCUUAGCGGAGUGGAGUGGCGACAAGGACCUGCUGGCCCUCGUGUGUCGUGAUCAGCAUCUGCUAGUCUUCCGCCUCAACUGGCAGCGCCUCUGGGCCGCCAUAUCUGGUCUCCUCCUUUCACUCCGCCCCUCUCUCCUCCCUCUCUCCCUCUCCCCAAUUCCCCCAACCCCUCUUUCUUCCCCCUCCCGUUCUUCACCCUUCCCCCUGCAGGGCGGAGACAUCAUUCACCAGGUCUCCUCCUUCCACUCCGCCCCUCUCUCCGCCCUCUCUUGGUCCUCCCUGCACCUCUCCCCCUCCUCCACCACUGCUCCUCCCAAUGCCAGUCCUGCUCUCACCCCCACUGCCACUAGUACCUCCCCUCCUCUCUCCCCGUCCUCCCUCCUCACCAAAUUCCCCCACCUCUCCCCCUCCUCCUCCUCCUGCUCCGCCGCUCUCCCCCCAUCCGCCCCCUCCCCGCCUUUCCCCCACGGCCCCUACCACGACCUUACUCACAUCUACCUUCCCCGGACCCCACCUGCCUCUUCCCUCCCCUCCUCCGCUUCCCUCUCUGGAGCCGCGGCUGCUGACUCAGCUGCUGACGUGGACGGGUCCCGUUUGCCUGAGGAUGAGCGGUGGUGGCUGCACAUGCCAGCUGGCAAGGGGAGAGGGGGAGGGGGAGAGGAAGGGGGUGGAGGGGGAGGAGGAGGGGGGGGGGGAGAGGGAGAGGGAGAGGGAGGGGAGGAGGGGAGGAGUAUUCUGUGUGUGUUAGUGAGUGUGGAUGUGGUGGGGUGUGUGGUGGUGAGCGCGUUUGGCAUCUUCCCACUUAUCAAGCUGGACAUCACAAGCCGGGCGCCAGCUUCAGGCCCUACAAGCAACGGGCACAGCGGGCGUGCAAGUGGAACCCCUGUGAAGGCCGUGCUAACACCUGAUUUCGCCCACCUUAUCGUCGUCACUGCCAGCAGCAGCAACCGGGAUGGGAAGCAAGGGCGGCAGGGAAAGCAGGAGCAGGACGAAGCUGGCUGUGAGCUAGCACUGUUUGACACGGCCAUGAUGAGACACAGCCUCUGGGAGGUGCUGGCAGUGGCGACCCACGGGGCGGCGCUCACAGGGCUCAUGGAGUCCGUGUCAGCCACUGCUGCCGCCAUGCACGGCCAAUGGGAGGCCGUCAGCUGUCAGUGGCGGGAGAAGGUGCAGGGGCUGCAGCGACUGCUGGAGGAGAACGACUGCCCCUCGGACCCUCGAUCAGAGCUCCUGUACAUGCUGGCGACAGGGGCUGCCAGCACGGAUUUGAACAGCUUCUUCACAGAUACUCUCGCAGGCGAAGCGGGAGUGAAGCGGCUGGCGCGGACGAUUGAAACAGCAGGGAACGCGCUGCACGCGCUGCUCACGCUGCACCUCAUGCCCGCUCUGGAAGAAACUCUCUUCCGCCUCUCGUCCCUGCACUCUCUCGCUGCUACAACUGCUGCUGCUGCUACAGCUGCCAGUGCUACAACUGCCACUGCUCGUUCUCCAGGGGCAGUCAGCCCGUUUGAAGCCCUGGGACUUACACACUGCGUGGGCGAUGGUGGCAGUGGUGCAAGUGGUGCUGGUGUGGGUGCUGGUAUCGGUACUGGUGUUGGUUCUGGUGUUGGUGCUGGUGUUGGUGCUGGUGUUGGUGCUGGUAUCGUUACAGGCGACAGUGUUGGCGUGGGUGCGGGUGGGCUGCUACAGAGGGCGAUGGAGGAGGGGAAGGUGGCGAUGGUGUGGAGCGAGCGAGUGGUGCGGCUGCUGGCAGUGGUGCUGCCACAGUUUGCCGCCUUCUUCGUGUGGCUGCUGCGCUGCAUCCGGGCAGCGAACGAGGAUGAGGACGAGGACGUCCGGCCGGGCGGCAAUGCUGCCAGCAGCAGCAGCCAGGCGCUGCUGGUCAACACGGCAGUGGUGGCGGAUUUUCUCCACCAGCAAUUCGACUGUGAUCCAAUCAGGGCGCAGCUGGACCCUAGCCUGCAUCCACCUCCCCCAGAUGCCACCUCCCCAGGCGCCAGGGUGCUGCCUCCACCAUCCAUGUUCACUGGCAGCAGGAGUGGCACUCAUGCGGAUGGGGAUGUGCUUCUAAGGGAGGUCGUCUGCGACCUGGCUGGGAUCACCAACCCAGCAGCCGUGCACCCCCAGGGAGGCAACACUCUCCGGCAGCAGCUGGAUCGAGUGAGAGAGAGCUGUGAGGCAGUGCUAUCAGCCACAGCAGCUAGCUUCACUGCCCGUGCAGUGCUCGCCCUGCCCUCUCUGCCACUGCCUGCUGUGCCGACCACACAUCUUCUGACUUCGAGCCAACAGAUUGCCGCCCAACAGAUUGCCGGCCAGCAGAGAACACCUGCUAAAGCACAAGCUAAAGAUGCAGCAGCAACAGCAGCAGCAGCAGCAGCAGCAGCUGCCAUGCCUGUUCGGGCGCCGAUCAGCAUCUGCUGCCCUCAACCUUCCUCGCUGAUCAAUUCUGCUAAAGCUACCAGCACCCCUCACCACCGCCUCCCACCACCCGCCAAGUGCGUCGUUGCGCUUCCCCUCCUCCUGUCCUCCACCCCUGGACCAGCACAUUGCGCUGCUGCUCACCGCUGCCGCUGCCACUAA